AUGGACAUCAUCGAGUCCUCGAAGAGGCUGGCUGCGUACACGGCGGUGGACAACCACGUCAAACCCGAACACAAGGUCAUCGGGAUCGGUUCUGGCUCAACAGUGCCGUAUGUGGUGGAGCGGAUUGUUCAGCAAGGUGUAGAGGCGAAUAAGGGUCGUGUGUUUAUUCCGACUGGUUUCCAGUCAAAGGAGUUGAUAGUCUCAUCAGGCUUAGGUCUUGGAGAUGUCGAUCAAUACCCUACGAUAGACGUGACGCUGGAUGGUGCUGAUGAAGUGGAUUCACAACUGAACUGCGUCAAAGGAGGGGGCGCUUGCCAUUUACGCGAAAAAGUGUUAGCUGAGGCUGCCAGAACCUUCAUUCUCGUUGCAGAUUACCGAAAAAACGUGCAAUACCUGGGAACGAAUUUCCUUCAAGGGGUACCAAUUGAAGUGGUACCAUUUGCUUAUGCGAAAGUCCUCCAAAAUCUGCAUCAGGUGCUGGGAUCACCGAAGGCUACGUUGAGGAUGGCAGUGAAGAAGGCUGGUCCUGUCGUUUCAGACAACGGAAAUUUCAUCAUCGACGCACCAUUCGAUCGUGAAAAGAUGAUUGACCCUUUCACUAUCAUGGCGCAAAUCAAGAUGUUAACGGGCGUAGUGGAGGUUGGUUUGUUCUGCCGUAUGGCCAAGGCGGCAUACUUUGGGAAUGAGGACGGCACUGUAACAGUCAGAUGGGACGAUGGAAAAAUAGACCAAGUAGCAGCGCCGGUUUAG
Laccaria bicolor S238N-H82 is the source of this 750-nucleotide messenger RNA. RefSeq names its product ribose-5-phosphate isomerase. The coding region runs from base 1 to 750 and encodes 249 amino acids. Gene Ontology annotation, molecular function: ribose-5-phosphate isomerase activity. Gene Ontology annotation, cellular component: intracellular membrane-bounded organelle. NCBI's taxonomy places the organism in Eukaryota, Fungi, Basidiomycota, Agaricomycetes, Agaricales, Hydnangiaceae. The transcript has 10 exons. The record is from RefSeq and is a predicted model, not a curated record. Gene Ontology annotation, biological process: D-ribose metabolic process; pentose-phosphate shunt, non-oxidative branch.